AACACCCCGAGCGCGAGGCGCAAGGCAUGCAGUCAGCUCAGCCUACGAUCAAAUGUUGGCUCCAGUAACCAGCUCACUAAGUAACACCAACUCUGCCAGCCUGUUGCCUGUUGCCUGCUGCCUGCUGCCUGCUGCCUGCUGCCCGCUGCUAUUCUCCACUAGGUUCUUGCCAAAGUUUGUUGUCGAUAUCUAGCAAGAACAAACCUUCAUAACCGAUGACAGACGCCCUUCUACUACUUAACGUCAUCCAUGGAUACUGAGCCUUCCUUUGGUGAUUCUUCGACUCGCUUGCGGCUUGCAAUUCCAACACUAUCCGAUGAAGUAGAACGACAAACAGCCGAACUUUGCUCGCAAUGCCAGUCUCUCAACGUAGAACACUUUCUCCCAAACCGAUCUUCCGACAAGUCAUUCGCAAGACUACAUCUUCAGAAGAACACACCUUGUCCAUGCUGUUUCUUCUUCGUCUCAACACUCGAGAAGCAUUGUAAUCGCUCAAGUUCUACAACAGGUGGCUGCAAUAUCUAUCCAGUCACGUUGAUACGAAAACGUGUAUGCGGAAGAUCUUUCCAUGCAGCUUUCAUUAUUUGUUCAGCAACUCUUGACAUCGUGUUUGAUGUAUUCUUAACCCACAACAAUCAGGCGCCACAAGUCGAGAAUUAUGAUGUUCGCCUUUCGCGUCAAAGUUACGUUGAUUUUGACAUACUCAAAACCUGGAUCGAUGACUGCCAAAAUCACCACCUUCAACACUGUACACGUAAAGACUACGAGCGACUGGACCACCCUCCAGGCUUUAGGGUCAUCGAUUGCUACACCAAGGAGAUCAUCGAAGUUUCUACGAGAUGUACUUACGUGGCUCUAAGCUAUGUUUGGGGGGCUCCGACAGAAAACGAAAGCAGUUCAUGUCCAGAACCAGGUUGCAGCCGAUACGACACGCUUCCCUUACGUCUUCCCAGAACCGUCCAAGAUGCAGUCGAGGUAGUGGUACGACUUGGGUAUCGCUACCUCUGGAUUGACAAGUACUGCAUUGAUCAAAGCGACAAAUCUACAUUGCACGAGCAAUUAUCGUCGAUGGACCAAAUUUAUAAGUUGGCUGUCGUCACUAUAAUCGUUGCCGCUGGGGACAACGCUUCCCAUGGUCUUCCUGGAAUUAGUAUCGCCUUCCAGGAUCCUCGGCUUGUACUAUCUUCAACAUCCUGGUAUUUGACACCUUCACGGCAAGAUCCUCGAAAAUCAUUCCAACACUCGACAUGGUCUUCCAGGGCGUGGACCUACCAGGAAGGAUUGUUCUCUCAGAGACGGCUGGUUUUCACUGAACAACAAGUCUUUUUCGAAUGCGACACAGCUAAUUUUCAGGAACCGAUAGUCCAAGACGAUGAUGCUGUAGAUCAGCAAUGCGAUUAUAAUAGUUAUCGACCUUGUUCCGAGACGAUGAUGUUGUUCAACGGGGCAUUCAGAUCCUACCACCAGAGUUUCGCGAGCCACCUUCAAGAGUAUACUAAACGAAAGCUCUCAUAUCAAGAAGAUGCUUUGAACGCAGUGAGUGGCGUAUUUCGAGCUUUCACUCUACUGCCCACCCCGAUUGCCCAGUACUGGGGAAUUCCGCUUUCUUAUAGAGCUUUCUUACCAAACGGUCAUUGGUCUCCACAUGAUAAUCUACCAACAAAUCCAAUGGUAGCCUUCUGUUUUGGCUUACUCUGGCGAUCCUGUGGCCCCUCGCAUGCAAAACGAAGGGACGGGUUUCCGAGUUGGUCAUGGUCAGGAUGGAACGCAUCAGUAGAUUGGUCGGGCUGUACCAUCCUCUCACCGAGACGGAGACGGAGGGCCGAUAUAGCAGUGCGUGAUAAAGAUGGCGUAGAGGUAUCGGAACAAUCACUCAUCGACGCUGUCAAGAGCCUUGGCUCUGCACCCGUUCUGCGUAUCACGGCCAAGGUCUUGGAGCUUAGAUUCGUCUACCUACAGGAGGAUGUGAGUAUCGACUGCCAUCAUGUUUCUAUGGAACCACGAGGUUCAGUCUUCUGCGCCAUACGGGGCGAUAGGCCUUCCCGUGGUGCAGCUUGGCCGUUACGCCUUACUCCAAAAAUCAGCGAAGGGGAUCCGCUCUGGUUGGCAUUGCACAAAGAAGCAUUCAGCUGUAUUAUCCUUCAUGAGUCUGUACCCUAUGGGUUAGUGGUAUGGGGUAAAGAUAAUGUCAAAGAAAGGAUAGGUCUCAUCGGUCUACAUGGCCACGGCUUCCGAGUUGAGAAGAGCGAAGAUGUAGAGCAAUACAUCGUGAGCCCCAAAUUGCACAAAAUCCCGUGGUCCCUUCGAAAGCAUUUCCCCGAAGAGAGGCGUGAGAUCUUGCUGAGUUGAACGGAGAAGAUGGGUUUGGGAUACACCAAAUCGACAUUCGAUAUAACUUGUUCGAUGCACAGGAUGAGGUCAAACCGGAAAAAAGUUUGCGCACGAAUGAGUCCAUGCAAAUAAGGAUGUACCACUACAAAUAAGGACGUACCACUACAAAUAUAUGACUGCUCAGCUUCUUGACC
Messenger RNA from Dothidotthia symphoricarpi CBS 119687, 2525 nucleotides. RefSeq names its product HET-domain-containing protein. The coding region runs from base 250 to 2349 and encodes 699 amino acids. The record is from RefSeq and is a predicted model, not a curated record. The transcript has a single exon. NCBI's taxonomy places the organism in Eukaryota, Fungi, Ascomycota, Dothideomycetes, Pleosporales, Dothidotthiaceae.